This is a messenger RNA of Oncorhynchus mykiss (rainbow trout), 3486 nucleotides long. Its product is annotated as dorsal root ganglia homeobox protein-like. Lineage: Eukaryota; Metazoa; Chordata; Actinopteri; Salmoniformes; Salmonidae. The record is from RefSeq and is a predicted model, not a curated record. Gene Ontology annotation, molecular function: RNA polymerase II transcription regulatory region sequence-specific DNA binding; DNA-binding transcription factor activity, RNA polymerase II-specific. Gene Ontology annotation, biological process: regulation of transcription by RNA polymerase II.
GCGAGAGAGAGAGGUAGAGUAAAAGGAAAAGGAAGAUGAACUCAGAGAGGGAUGUUGAGGGGGAAAGAGGGGAGUGAGUAAUAACGAGAGUGAUAGAGGUUGUAGAGAUAGUGGGACAGAGAGAGAGACUGUGACUGGAACUGGAACUGCCGGUUCCUGAGACAAACAGGAAACUUAUCGCGCCCUCUCAGCAUCCUCUCCUCCUCGCUCCCUGGACCAGCGCAAGACAAAUACUCAGCAGAUUUCUCCAUGACAUCAGGCUUUUGUCCACACAGAACCACAGAUAAACGAAGCCACCUAGAAAACCAUAAUGUUUUACUUCCACUGUCCCCCUCAGAUGGAUGGAGAAUGUUGUCGGACUAAUACAUUGAACACCAACGGGUUUGCCAACCAUUCGUCAGCAGAUGAUUUUGACGAUGGCUUUCUUCGGAGAAAACAGCGUAGAAAUAGAACAACAUUUACACUGCAACAGUUGGAGGCUUUGGAGGCUGUGUUCACGCAGACUCACUACCCCGAUGUUUUCACACGCGAGGAACUGGCCAUGAAGAUCAACCUGACUGAGGCACGUGUCCAGGUGUGGUUCCAGAAUCGUAGGGCCAAGUGGAGGAAGACUCAGAGAGGGAGUACAGACCCCGACGGAGGUAAGGAGCAGAUUAACGAGGGAGGCACUCCUCCGUCCAGGAGUCUGAACUCCCAGUCUCCUGUGGACCAGAGCAGGAAACAGAAGGAACCUCUGGAGAUGCAGCAGAGUAUAAACCGAGCAGUAGGUUCUGGUGGGCCGUUCUUCCCAUCCUGUCUACCAGGGACCCUCCUGAACUCAGCCACCUAUGCCCAGGCGCUGUCGCAUGUUGCCACAAUGAAGGGAGGUGGUCUGUGCUCUUGCUGUGUUCCUGAUCCCAUGGGCCUGUCCUUCUUGCCCCCCUACGGUUGUCAGGGUAACCGUACAGCCAGCGUGGCAGCCCUGCGGAUGAAGGCCCGUGAGCACUCCGAGGCCGUCCUGCAGUCAGCCAACCUGCUGGGGAAUGGCCAUGGGCAUGGCGCUGGAGUAGGAGGCCUGCCCAGGGUCGUGGUAUCCGGGGAUGGGUUGAAAAGGCCCAGGAUGGAACCUGCCCUGGGAGUCAUAUCUGGAUCAGUGUCUGGUGUUUCUGAAGCCGUAGGGGGAGGAGCAGGGGGCGGACUUACUCUCAGCCCAGGCUCCAAGGCCCCGACUCAGGGUAGAGGGUCUGACAUGCACCCCCUCUGCCCCAAGGAACCACUGGAGAAAAAGUGAGUGUGUGUGUCUGUGUUCGCUGCCAAGAGGAAACAGACGUACGGACAGUGAGGAUGUACAGACAGACGUACGGACUGGGACUUUAACUCCUGUAGUGUGACUGUGCCUGUUGUUAUGACCUCUUUCCCUCUCCCUACUCCCCCUAAAGCACAAAUAUGGACCUAUUCCUACUGUAACAGGGUGAGGAGUGGGUGCCCAGAUAUCAUACUAUAUGGAUUUAACUAUCAAGAUAUUUAUUUGAUUGUGAUUUAUUUAUUGUGGGUGAAUAUUGCUGAAUGCCGUGGGCUGUUGCUGAACCUUUAUAAUGGACUCUAUAUGGGCUCUUUGUAAGGGAUAACUUGAAUACAUUGUGUGUGUGUUUGUGUAUGUGUGUGUUUGUGUGCGUGUGCUUGUGUGUGUGCGUGUGUGAACAGAGACCCUGGCUGAUGUGAAUCUGAGGCAUUUCUCUUUCUCUCUCACCUUGGCUACACACUCCUCCUUGUGUAUUAUUAGAGUAUUGUGUUACAGAACGUCACCAGACAAUGUAACAUAUUAUGUUUGUGUUCUUAUGACCACAUGUAAAACACAAUGUGAAAUAUUGACGAUUCCAUUGUUUCACUGGAGCUAUGGUCAUUUAUUGUUCAGGUUUUUAGGCUAGCGACCAGAGAGAACUACAACUCAUUAUUUAUUUAUCUUGUUUAACUGAUAGAGACAGUGCACAUGAAUCAACAUAUACAUUUUCACAUCAGUUGAAGCUGAUGUUGCUUCGUUGUCCCUUGGCUAAUAUAUAUGAUACAACAGUUGUGUCGAUAUCAGGGCUGUUGCUAAUAUUUCUUCAGUCUGUUAGCACUUCUGUAGUGUUAAUAGCGUUAGCCGAACCCAGAUCACUUUAGUCCUGUUGUCUAAAACAAUUAAAGAUGUAUUCUCUCCUGUUGCCUCCCGCCACAGCCAUCUGCUCCUAUCCAUUAUUCAUCAGCUUCCCUUAAAGCUGGAGAGACGAGAGCGAUCAUUGUUCUUAUUAUUUAUUUACUUUUAGGAACGCCAACGCCACUCACUGCUUUUCUUUUCUCUCUCUCUCCCUCUCUCACUCUCUGUCUCUUACUGCCUCUCUCUAGCCUUCUCCACCUCUCCCUCUCUCUCACAUGGCUCCCCCUCUCUCUCUCCCUCUCUCUCACAUGCCUCCCCUCUCUCUCUCCCUCUCUCUCACAUGCCUUCCCCUCUCUCUCUCUCUCUCUCACUCUCUCAUGAGAUGCAUCGCCAGGUUUCAAUAACCCAUUGAACAUGAUACAUGCUAAUCAUUCAUGCCUAAAUGUAUAUUUACAAAACACUUUUUUAAAUACCCAGAGCCUCCUUCAUGGUUCAUCAGCAAUUGCUUAUUAAUUAAUGAAUGAAUCCUUUUAUUUAUUUAUUUUAUUUUGUACUUUUCCCCAGAUCAGAUUGAGAAUAUUUAACCGCAGCGAGAGAGAGCACAUAGAGACCAGAACUUAGUCUGAUUCAAUUUGCGUCCUUUUCAUGAAAUCACUUUGUUAGUCAAUAACACAAUUAAGCAAACUACACACAAAAUAGCAUUAAUAAUUGAUGGUGAAUUGAGUAUUACCACAAAGUACUGGGUUAAUAAUUAAUUGUGAAGGAGACACCCUGGUGACAUGGAGGAGGGAGAUAAUGUCAGAAGGCCAGGAUGGAGCACUCACACUUUUAUUUUCUCUCUCUAUUCCUCUCUCUCCUCUCAUUCUGUAUCUCCCUUUCUACCCCUCUCUCUAUUUCCCCCUGUAUCUUUCUUUCAUCUCUCUCUCUUUCUCUCUUGUCUUUCACACUGAAAUCGACUGCAUGCUGUGCAUAGUUCAUAUAUAUUAAUAAAGUGAAGAUUUAAUUGAAUCUUUGAGUCAUUGAGUUAUAUUGUUAAUGUGUUUGUAUGAGCAAUAAUUCUCUCUGGCUUAUUUUGUUUUACACUUUGUAAACAAAACAAAACAAGUAAAACCUCAUAUGAAACAAAGAUCCAUGCAUGUAUUUUGUUGAGUGUGCAUUAUUAUACUCUAAAAUGUGUAUACUAUUGUGAUGCUUCUAUUCAAAACUUUAGACCAGUGAUUGUGUUUUCCAAUCUAAACUAAGUAGCAAUGUAACUCAUGUAACAUUGACAUGCUGGCCAGAUUUAUACAGUAAGGACAGGCGAGUUUAUUUGUAUUUUUGCAUUACUCCAGUCAUUGUAGCACAUAUUGUUCAAAAUAUCUACUAUCCAA